AGAAUUGUUGGUGUCUAUCCGAAUGUUGAGAUGCAUGCCCUUUCGCAACGCCGGUGACUAUCCUAUAUCAACAGUUUCGGAUGAAAAAAUCUUUUAUUCAGCUUUGGCUACUUCUUGGAAUCCACGAAAAAUUUCGCCAUUCUUGGCAAUUAGCAAUUACUGGGAAACUCUAAAACUACGAGGGUGGUCCGGCCGAUGUCAGGUAGGUUGAUCCUCUGACAAAUAUGAUUGAAGGGCACUCAUACGUACCGACAAGGUUUUAGAGAUGGAGACUCACAACUAAAAAACGUCAUGUCAUAGAGCUUACCGAACAGACGUUCACACAGAGGGAUAGGUUGCAUGUGUAUGUAUGAGGGAG
Molecule: messenger RNA, 358 nt
Organism: Acanthoscelides obtectus
Lineage: Eukaryota; Metazoa; Arthropoda; Insecta; Coleoptera; Chrysomelidae
Source: the annotation of a GenBank genome assembly